AUGAAAUCCGAUUAUCAAGAACUUGUGAAACUUUUCUACAUUGGCCAAUAUAAUCUGCUGAAAUGUUUUGCUUUGUGGGAUUUGGGUGAAGAGAUCUCACCAUUCAUGCGGCGGCUAUACCGCUUUUAUUUUUGGACCAUCCUAACCUCUUGGACAUUGCCAUUCAGCUGUGGCAUGCUUAUCCAAUUGAUUCUCAACAUAGGCGAUGUUUUUGAAGUUAUCAAGGUGUCCAUAUUUUUUGCCACCUCUACAGCGGCCUUGAUCAAAUACAUCAGCAUUAAAAUGGGCACCAGAGACUAUGAAAAUAUAUUCCAAAUGUUGCAUCAACAGGAGUUUUUACCCCAAAACCUUAGGGAGUGGAAGGAAUAUCGCAAAGCCAUUGAUUUAAGUCGGCAAGUGUGGAAGGUUUAUGCAACGCUUUCGAUAUCCUCUAUAAGUUCUCUAUUCCUUAUACAAUUUUUCAAUACCGAAAGGGAGUUCAAUGUCUCACUGUAUAAUCCUCUUAAUAUGGAAUCGGAUGUGCAAUACUUUAUGAUGGGCGUCUAUCAGCUACUCUCACUGACUGCAGUGUGCUUUGUUAAUUUGUGCUUUGAUUCUUUGGCUGCAUCCUUCUUCAUCAACAUCAAGGGUCAAUUGGAUGUUUUGGGUUGUCGCUUGGAAAAUAUAGGUCAAGGUGUUCGUUGCUCUCAAGAGGAAGUAUUGCGGCAGUUGAAGGAUUGCAUCAUUUACUAUCAGCGUCUAUUGGAUUUAACCCAUACAAUGGAGGAACUUUUGCGAGUU
Stomoxys calcitrans (stable fly) is the source of this 780-nucleotide messenger RNA. RefSeq lists its product as uncharacterized. Lineage: Eukaryota; Metazoa; Arthropoda; Insecta; Diptera; Muscidae. The record is from RefSeq and is a predicted model, not a curated record. Gene Ontology annotation, cellular component: plasma membrane. Gene Ontology annotation, molecular function: olfactory receptor activity; odorant binding. The annotation marks the transcript as partial. Gene Ontology annotation, biological process: sensory perception of smell; detection of chemical stimulus involved in sensory perception of smell. The transcript has a single exon.